This is a messenger RNA of Grus americana (Whooping crane), 2048 nucleotides long. It is a transcript of the gene ATP5F1A, whose product is annotated as ATP synthase F1 subunit alpha. Bases 269 to 1930 code for a protein of 553 amino acids. Lineage: Eukaryota; Metazoa; Chordata; Aves; Gruiformes; Gruidae. The record is from RefSeq and is a predicted model, not a curated record. Gene Ontology annotation, molecular function: ADP binding; proton-transporting ATP synthase activity, rotational mechanism; ATP binding. The transcript is spliced from 12 exons. Gene Ontology annotation, biological process: proton transmembrane transport; proton motive force-driven ATP synthesis.
UUUUUGUUGGUUUAUUUUUUAAUUAUUUUAUCUAUCAAUAUAAAGUCACUUAUAGCUCAGAGGCGCAGGGAGCGGGAGAGCGGCGGAACGCCUGAGGUGCGGUGGCGGAAGCACUUCCGGUUCUCCUCCCGCCCCGCGCUAUGGGCGUGGCCUCGCCCCCAAAAGAGGCGGAGCGCGCCGCCGCCAUUUCGUGGAGAGAGCGGGGGGCCGGCAGCGCCUGCUGUUUGCUUCAGUCUUGUCCAGAGGAGCCGCCGCCGCCAUCAUCAUCAUGCUCUCCGCCCGUGUGGCUGCCGCCCUCGCUCGCUCCCUGCCGCGGCAGGCCGGUCUGAUUUCCAGAAACACCCUGGGUGCAGCAUUUGUUGCUACAAGAAACAUCCAUGCCUCCAAAACAUGCUUUCAGAAAACUGGCACUGCUGAGGUAUCCUCUAUUCUUGAGGAACGUAUUUUGGGAGCUGACACCUCUGCUGAACUUGAGGAGACUGGCCGUGUGCUCUCGAUUGGUGAUGGUAUUGCCCGUGUGUAUGGCCUAAGAAAUGUCCAGGCAGAAGAAAUGGUUGAAUUCUCUUCUGGACUGAAGGGUAUGUCCUUGAAUUUGGAGCCCGACAAUGUUGGUGUUGUCGUGUUUGGUAACGACAGACUGAUCAAGGAGGGGGAUGUUGUGAAGAGGACUGGUGCCAUUGUGGAUGUUCCAGUUGGGGAAGAGCUGCUGGGCCGUGUUGUAGAUGCCCUGGGCAAUCCAAUUGAUGGGAAGGGUCCUAUUACAUCUAAGACACGUAGAAGAGUUGGCUUAAAGGCCCCUGGGAUCAUUCCCAGAAUAUCUGUGCGUGAACCUAUGCAGACAGGUAUUAAGGCUGUGGACAGCUUGGUGCCAAUCGGCCGUGGCCAGCGUGAGCUGAUCAUUGGUGACAGGCAGACUGGGAAAACUUCAAUUGCAAUUGACACAAUAAUCAACCAGAAACGAUUUAAUGAUGGAACAGAUGAGAAAAAGAAGCUGUACUGUAUCUAUGUUGCAAUUGGCCAGAAGAGAUCUACUGUUGCUCAGCUGGUGAAGAGGCUCACUGAUGCAGAUGCCAUGAAGUACACUAUUGUGGUGUCUGCCACAGCAUCCGAUGCGGCACCCCUUCAGUAUUUGGCUCCCUAUUCGGGCUGCUCCAUGGGGGAAUACUUCAGAGACAAUGGCAAACAUGCCUUAAUCAUCUAUGAUGACUUAUCCAAACAGGCUGUUGCCUAUCGUCAGAUGUCUCUGCUGCUGCGUCGUCCACCUGGUCGUGAAGCCUAUCCAGGUGAUGUGUUCUACCUGCACUCUCGCCUGCUGGAGAGAGCAGCCAAAAUGAAUGAUUCCUUUGGAGGUGGCUCUCUGACUGCCUUGCCUGUCAUCGAAACUCAGGCUGGUGAUGUGUCUGCUUACAUUCCAACCAAUGUAAUCUCCAUCACUGAUGGACAGAUCUUCUUGGAAACUGAGUUGUUCUACAAAGGUAUCCGUCCAGCCAUCAAUGUUGGUCUGUCUGUGUCCCGUGUAGGUUCUGCUGCUCAGACCAGGGCUAUGAAGCAGGUGGCAGGUACCAUGAAGCUGGAAUUGGCUCAGUAUCGUGAAGUAGCUGCCUUUGCUCAGUUUGGGUCUGAUCUGGAUGCUGCCACACAACAGCUGCUGAACCGGGGUGUACGUCUGACAGAGCUCCUCAAACAAGGACAGUAUGUUCCCAUGGCUAUAGAGGAACAGGUUGCAGUCAUCUAUGCUGGUGUAAGAGGUCAUUUGGACAAGCUGGAGCCCAGCAAAAUCACUAAAUUUGAGAGUGCUUUCCUUGCUCAUGUACUGAGCCAGCACCAGGCCCUGCUCUCCACUAUCAGGACUGAAGGGAAGAUUUCUGACCAGACAGAAGCUAAGUUGAAGGAAAUAGUCACAAGUUUCCUGGCUACUUUUGAGGCAUAAACUCUUAACUGUUCAAACAGACCAGGCUGUUGUUGUGACUCCGUGCUCCAGCUCCAUCAAAAGUAUGUGCGACUUGAAUGUACAGAUCUCCAUGAGAAUAAAAGUUUCCAUGUAAAAA